CUGUUCUUUAGUUCUUGAAAUGGCAAAGCACUUUCUCCUGCUGAAUCUAUUAGCAGUACUAAGUUUCUGCUGUGUUGUGUUAGCUUUUGAGCCAAGUCCAUUGCAAGAUUUCUGUGUGGCUGAUUCUGCUAGCACAGCUAAGGUGAAUGGCUUAGCUUGCAAAGAUCCCAAGUCUGUUGGAGCAGAGGACUUUUUCUUCAGUGGCCUACAUUUGGCUGGAAACACAUCAAACACUUUUGGCUCUAAGGUCACUCCUGCCAAUGUAGCUCAAAUUCCAGGACUGAACACUCUAGGUAUCUCACUGGCACGCGUCGACUAUGCACCAUGGGGAAUUAAUCCUCCUCACACUCACCCAAGAGCUACUGAGAUAGUCACAGUCCUUGAAGGUUUUCUUCAAGUUGGUUUUGUAACUUCAAAUCCUGAAAAUCGCCAUAUUACUAAGGUCCUUAAAAAAGGCGAUGUGUUUGUUUUCCCAAUUGGACUUGUUCACUACCAACGCAACGUGGGAAAAGGAAAUGCUGUUGCUAUUGCUGCUUUGAGUAGUCAGAAUCCUGGUGUUAUAAGCAUUGCUAAUGCAGUUUUCGGAUCUGAACCAGCUAUAGCAGCAGAUAUUCUUGCCAAAGCUUUUCAAGUUGAUGCCACUGUUGUUGCUCAGAUACAAUCAAAAAUUUAAGCAGCAAGACUACU
This is a messenger RNA of Solanum verrucosum, 687 nucleotides long. Its product is annotated as putative germin-like protein 2-3. The record is from RefSeq and is a predicted model, not a curated record. The transcript is spliced from 2 exons. Gene Ontology annotation, molecular function: manganese ion binding. Lineage: Eukaryota; Viridiplantae; Streptophyta; Magnoliopsida; Solanales; Solanaceae. Gene Ontology annotation, cellular component: cell wall. Bases 20 to 673 code for a protein of 217 amino acids.